AUGCCUCACAAAACCAACAGCGAUGCAGACCUCCCCUACAUCGAGCCUCCAUCUCAAGAAGGCCUUAGAGCCAUCAAGUCACCACCUCCAUACACAGGAACACCCUCCAAGAUCUUUAUCUCCAACAUAAAGCUCUUCUUCAAAAACUUCUUCUACCUUCCUUACCUCUUCAUUCCUCUUUAUCCUUGGCAUUCAGGUGCACUGUGCGAGUUGUACCCUUCACGGGAGAACCUCACUGACAUUGCACUCCAUGUUAUCCUUUCCAUAACUCAACUGGGUUUUCUUGUCUCGCUUUUCGCGCUGACAUUCCUUCCGACUUUUACGUACAUCGGCUACAUUGCUGUGUACUUGACCCUGAAUGAACUCGUAUGCUGGCAUUUCAACAGAGGCAUCCCCCGAAGUGGCCUGAAGUCGACUGAAGAUGCCCUCUCUCAGAGUUGGCCUCAGCAUGAUGAUGAAGCUUGGAUCUUUCUCAACGGUAUCUGCGUCGGUAAGAACUGGUUCCAGAAGAACAUUGAUCGCAUCUCCUGGACCUUUCACAGACCAGUGAUUGGUGUUCACAACAGAACCGCCGGCGUCGUUUUCGAUCUCAUCCAAUGUCUGAUCCAACGCGCUCUUCUUUACGCAACCCAAGACGUCAGAGAAUGCUACGUCCUUGUAAAAAACGCCCUCCUAGACGAGCAGAAAAAGAAAGUCAUCUUCAUCCUCCACUCACAAGGAGGAAUCGAAGGCGGCAUGAUCAUAGACUGGCUUCUUGACGAAAUGCCUUUCGACAAGCUUCAAAAGCUCGAAGUCUACACUUUCGGAAAUAUCGCCAACCACUUCAGCAAUCCAUGCCGCGGCAACGACCCAAGCACUCCUGUCAUACCGCAUAUCGAGCACUACGUCAACGAGAAGGAUUUCGCGUGCCGAUUUGGUGUUCUCAACUUUACGAGACACUACACGCAAAACGAAAACCGGUUCGCGGGCAAGGUGUUUAUUAAUCGAAGCGGUGGGCAUCAACUGAACCAGCACUACCUGGAUGACAUGUUCCCCUUGGACAAGACCCUUCGUAUGGCUCGGGAUGCGAAACAGGAAGACUUUAUGGACAGGAAAGUUCGGGUGAGAAAGGACGGUACAAUCAAGGAGACUACACGGGCUGAACUCCCCUCGGGGUUCACAGUUACCUGGGAUUCUGGUGCGAGGAAUGGAUUCAUCGCGACGGAUGAGGUUCCAAAGAUGGAGGAUUUGAGCAGAUUGUGGAAGUACCGCAAUGGACAGCUUCCUGAAAGCUAUAAGAGUGCUUUGGUCGAUGAUAUUGAGUACUGA
Fusarium venenatum is the source of this 1308-nucleotide messenger RNA. RefSeq lists its product as uncharacterized. The record is from RefSeq and is a predicted model, not a curated record. Lineage: Eukaryota; Fungi; Ascomycota; Sordariomycetes; Hypocreales; Nectriaceae.